UAUCAUCUCGCCAGUUUGAGCUCAACCGCCGUCCAAGGAGGACGCUUUUGGGACAUUCGGUCCACGAACCGAAAGUCGAGCGUUGCCGCGUGGCGCGGUAUACUCGACGGGACGCGGAAAUAUUUUAGCGCGUAAACACGCGCGUUGUAUGCACGCGGUAAAUGAUUCUUCUUCUCGUUGUCAACGCGAGUUCGCGUACGCUACUUCAUCAUCCGCUUUCACGCAAUACGCGAAUCGAUUGAUAACGUGAGAUAUUUAUCUAGUCUAAAAAUUAUUUAAAGAAGUGAGAUAUGGACAGAGAGACGAAACGGUAGAAGGAAAAAGGACGAAAAAAUUAGAGAAGAAAUGCGCGUCACGCUCUGUCGCUUGUAAGCGCUUCAAACACUUCGUGAGAAGACGAACAAGAGAGCCAAGGAGGAAGAAAUUAGAGAGGACAGGCGUAAGCGUAGCCGUGUAGAUAUCGUUCUCUUGGGCGAGAUAUAUUUUCCCGGAAAAAUUCACACAAUGAUCUGCACCGCGUGCAGAUAGUACUUGUGAAUCGGAGAGAGCUACGGAGCAUCUCUACGGGAGGUUCGCAGGAUCUAUUUACGUACCACUCACCCGAUAUAUACUUUGUGCUCUGGCGCUCUCUCGAUUCUCCCUCGGCCGCUUGAAUUCUCCCACAAGAAUUGUGCGCCGCUUGUAUAUAUGAUGGAUAUGAUAUCAAAUGAAUUGUUCGUCGCGAGUGGAUUGUCGAUUAACGCAUCCUCCUAUCAUUCGUCCGUUUACUCACCGCCUACAGAAGCAUCUCGAUCUAGGUCAGGUUACGAUUCCAGUAGUGGAGGAGAGUCCGACAAUGAGUAUGGCAUGGUUAGUCAAAGCAAUCAAGUACAAAAUCAAGUACAAAAUCAAGUGCAAAAUCAAAUAUCCAUUAAUGCUCCAAAUCACGGACAAGGGAAACACAUAAAUAAAGGAAGGUGGACCAAAGAAGAAGACGCUUUAUUGAAGCAAUUAGUAAGCAAUGCAGAACAACUCGGCACUAGUCUACGAUGGGACAUUAUAGCCAGUCGUUUCCCAGAUCGAAGCGAUGUCCAGUGCCAGCAGAGAUGGGCUAAAGUCGUGAAUCCGGAAUUAGUCAAGGGUCCGUGGACAAAAGAGGAAGAUGAAAAGGUGGUUGAACUCGUAGAGAAAUUAGGCCCGAAGAAAUGGACAUUGAUAGCGCGACAUCUUAAAGGCCGAAUUGGUAAACAGUGCCGGGAACGGUGGCACAAUCACUUAAACCCGGAGAUAAAAAAAACCGCAUGGACUGAGAUGGAGGAUAAAAUAAUUGUCGAGGCUCAUCGUAAGUUCGGCAAUCAAUGGGCGAAGAUUGCUAAAUUACUGCCGGGCAGGACUGAUAAUGCGAUUAAAAAUCAUUGGAAUAGCACAAUGAGAAGAAAGUAUGAAAGCGAAGAAGGACGAGUUACAAUUAAAGGUAGGGGCAAGAGGAAAAAUACAGAAACUACCACUACCAUAAGAGAUCUAGAAGACAGUCUUUGUGACCCAAGUCGGAUGAAAGUUGAUUUAAUUAGUGUCGAGGGUGUCUCGCCGCUAACCGGCAGCAGUUCACACGCUCUCGAUGUUGAUCUGGAUUGGAUCAAAACUUUGGAACAACAGCAUCUCACAACGCCAGGAUACCUGGAUACGAUAUUAUUAUCAAACAGGUGUGCACGUGACAAUGAAAAGAGUAUGCAGUCUCCGUCGAAGAGAGCCUCUUCUCGAACGAGAACCGAGACAAUUUCAUCAUUCUCUAAAUAUUAUAACUUAUCACAAGAAAUGUCGAGAAGUUCGGACGUAAAAUUAAUACCAAUGCCUGACUUGGAGGAGAUAUCCGAACAUACAGAAAAGAAGAGUCCGCCUCCUAUAUUACGCAGACGAAAAAAUGUAGUACAGAGCCUGCAGAGGAUAGAAGAUACCCCUGAUAGUGGGCAUUUAUCGGAUUACAAUAUAAUAGACCAACAAGCGCCAACGGGAAACACGACUCCUUCGACUCCUUAUAAGCCGCUUCCGUUUAGCCCCUCGCAAUUCUUGAACACUUUAAGUCCGGAACACUCCUGGCCGCGUGCGAGUACUCCUAAAGGAAGCAGUCCCGGUCCGCUUACGACUCCGCAACCUACUGGUCUCCGACGAAAUCAAAAUGACGAUAAUACACCGAGGACACCGACGCCAUUCAAAAUUGCUAUGGCCGAGGUCGAACGACGAACCGGAGUGGCACAGUUACCAGCUACUCCUAGUCGUCUAGAUGCUCUGACCGAGAUAAUCAAACAAGAGACUGAUCGCGAGAGUCUGGCUAGCACGAGUACAAUUCUUCAGGAUUCGGGUUACAACACAGUACGAAGACGCGGUAAAGAGAAUAGUGCACCAGGAGGAAAACGAGCACGCAAAGCCCUUUGUCAAGCUUGGGCAUCCCAAGACAAUGCCGAGAUGAGUUUUCUUGUGGAGACACCAAGUAAGAGUUUGAACGCCUCCAUGCUGUUCUCACCCGAAUCCAUGGCACUGGAAGAUAGUUUCUUAACGGCAGGAACUAGUCCAGUAAAGACUCCUCACGACUUUACAUCUGUACAACAACGGAAGCCGAAUGCCAAGAGAGCGAUCACAUUCGACGCGUUCGACAGUCCUUGUUGUAUCUUCAGUCCUCUGCCUCUUAGGCCGAUAAAACGACCCAAGUUACAAUUAGAACCGCAAUGGACAACAGUGGCAUGUGGUCGCACGCGUGACCAGCUUGAGAUGACUCGCGCCGCCCGACGUUUUUUAAGCAGUCACGGAUAUCUGCCGUUACGUCCACGUUCUUUAAAUUUUUGAAUAAAAUAAAAGAAAUGGAAAAACGGAAAAACACCACACUCGCUCGGCCACUUGUGCUACAAAAAAAAAAGACAAAAAAAUACAAAACUAGUCGUAGAGAAAGAAAUGUAGAGCAUUUUUGUUUAAAGAAUCCGCCAUUAUCUCAAAUAAUCCAUGUACUAUGAAUUCAAGAGAUAAAUUAAGCGACAAAUUGAAUUAAUUGACUUCGAUGUACGUGGAUUAUCAAUUCUACACUGCACGAGUGAGGUGGCUUUUUCCGUAAAAAAAAAAACGGCAGAAAUAAGUGUCUUUAUUAUUUACUUCAAACCCUCUUAAUACAUUGUACAUAAAAUUAUAAAAUUCAAGAAAGGAAGGUAUGAAAAAGGAUAUGUGUACUUCUCAUCAUUUAGUAUAAAUCUUUCUCGUCUAUGUAUCAAAAAAUGAGAAGUACAUCUCUUUUUCUUCUGUUUUCUCUCCCCUGCUUAAAUUUUAUAAUUUCAUUUACAGUUACUCCUUAUAAAUUCUAUUCUAUGAGAAAAUAACCUCUGCAUUUGAUAGUGUUCUGUAUUUAAUAGUAAAAUAUAAAUACUUUAACGCGGCAUACAUGUAAAUUUUACACAUAAUAUAUAU
Molecule: messenger RNA, 3429 nt
Organism: Cataglyphis hispanica
Lineage: Eukaryota; Metazoa; Arthropoda; Insecta; Hymenoptera; Formicidae
Gene: Myb
Product: myb protein
Exons: 10
Coding region: 688-2820 (710 amino acids)
Biological process (GO): regulation of DNA-templated transcription
Cellular component (GO): nucleus
Molecular function (GO): DNA-binding transcription factor activity, RNA polymerase II-specific; RNA polymerase II cis-regulatory region sequence-specific DNA binding
Source: RefSeq, a predicted model, not a curated record